CGAGGUGUGUCGAGUUCUUCGACGUUGAGUCCGUCUCUUCCGUACUUGGUAGCCACAGGAUCUACAGGAGCAGGCCGCCACUGUUUCCGCGCAACCAGCAGUCGAGCCCAACGUCAUCAUUGAUGAAUGAAUACGGAGCACGGAGUAUCUUUGCUUCUUCCCGAGGAUCGCCAGUCCCCAAACGCGCUUGCCGAUUCGGUAGUGCCCGGCCUGGAUCUUGAUUUUCCCCCGUCGAUAUCCACAAUUUCCAGUUCGGUCAGGGUGCCAGGAGAGCAAGCGGGUCCCGUCCGUGACCUGAGCUCUGGACUGUUCUGCUUCCACUUCCAAGCCAUGACUGCAUAAAGUUGGUGGUCGGAAAGGAGCACCUACUGGUUUGUCCAUGCCGACGAAACACCGCCCAUCGCUGGCUCCUUAUCGCACGCCGCUCACACCACCAUGGCGAUGAGGUCCAACACCAUUGACCAGGCCGACCAGCCCGGAGUCGGAAGCCUCGCGGAGACGCCGGACCCCGUUCCGGAAUCUGCAUCACCACUCUCCCCCAUCUCGCCAGUAACCGCGACCACCGUGGCAUCGCCUGCCUCUGCUUCCUCACCCCUGCCAUCGCUGGCCCUUGCCGAGCAAGCAUUCACCCCGCUGUCCAUUGACACCAGCGAUUUCUUCUCAUCGAAGAAGUCGCCUGCUGCAUUCGAGACUGACAGGUUGCUGAGCACGUCGAGGAGCAUCGAGAACAUGAGGCGCAACGGAAACCUCAGUCGCAGCAGCAGCAACAGCACAGCCCCGGCUCCAUCCGCGAGCUCAACCCUCGUCAGGGCCAAGGUCGAGUCGUUUGAGGCUCUGCAUGCAGCAACGUCAACGGCAACGCUGGGAUACGAGCUGCUCCGGACAAAAAGCGCCAGCCAGCGUUCUGCGGGCCUUGUGUCGCCUCCACGGACGCUUUCGCCCUCGCCGUCCUUUUCGCGCCCCCCUUCGCCCGCCGGCAAAGCGACCGCCCGCGACGCAUCUUUGGCAUCAGACGACCUUGGCGCUAUAGGCGAUAAGGAUUGCGUUACGACCCAAGUCGAAAACAACACUGUGCCGCAGACCGCUGCUGCAACGCCAAAUCCUGGUCCGUCAGCGCCAGUUUUAUAUCUCUCCCAUGCCCACAAUGUUCCUGAUUUGUCCCCAUCGACGGCUCAUCAUUCUCCUCCUUCGACUGUGGUAGCGAACACCACCUUGGUCCGACCUACGCCUUCUGCGACCCAACCGGAACGACGGAGCCGUGCUAUCUCCAAUCCGACCCGACAGCCGAUUCUCCACGCCUCGUCUAGCGCAAGCCCGUCCCUCAGUCACCCGACCCCCGACCCCAACAAGCUCUCGAAAGCCGGAAACUUCCUCGGCAACAUCGCAGCCCUUGAAGCCACUGCCGAGCGGCUGUCCAUGACGAGCAGCAUCGAGGAAGCCAUUCGUGAAGAGCACAACGAACUCAAGCGCUCGGAAAGCCGGCGGUCUUCGAUCUUGCGUGUUAGAGCUGCGUCGACGGCGUCGGAGACCGGGUCAGUGCACGGCCAGUCGCAGCUGUCGGUCGCGAGCAGACAAAACUCCAUCCUGGGCAUCAACAACGCGGCACGAACAGGGGGUUACUCGCCUGGUGGCUUUGUCAUGAGCCCGCACCACUCCAUGUCCGCCGCAUCGGGUCGUCUCCGGUCCGGCAGCAAGGCAAGUUCCACUGGCAUGCCGUUGCAAAUUUCCGAUGAUCCUAAAAUGCCCGGGUCCCUUGCGGACAUCGAGCACGCUCAGGAAUUCCGAUUCCUUCCGCGCCAUGGCCCAGGCAAAGCGUCAACCAGAAGUGUUGCCAGCAAGCUGUCGCUCGUCCAGAUUGCUGAGCUCGAGGACCCGACUGCAUUGACUCAGGCGGUCCUCGAUGAGGCGGACCGCGCUGGUAGUGGGGGGAUUCAGGAUGAUGAAGACGCCAUCCGGACGAGUGCCCUCCAGUUCAUCGAGGCAGAGUUUGCUGAUGCAACGCCCCUCGCCCAGCCUGCGCUGGACCACCGAUUCCAUGACAAGGCGGCAACCCGGCUGCAGCUGCACCAGCCGGAUGAGUAUGUGCCCUAUGGGACUCACCAUGCCAACCCGGAGAGGCCGACGACAUCGGGUUCUGGGAUGACUUUUGAACAAGCUCAGGCAGCGUUUGGCGAUUUUGACGGCGUGCACUGCGACCCAGAUGCUGGCCACUUCGUGUCUCAGCCGGAACCGGAACGUCAUGCAACGCCGCCACAGCCUCACCCUGCCCCAGCCCCGCGGCCGACAACAUACAUUGACCCAGCUACGGGGCAGCAGAUGUUUUAUUAUCCUGCGCCUGUGCCUGCCAUGUUGAAUCUCCCACCUAAGUUGUCUAAGAAACCUAAGGCUGCAGGCCCCAGCGCGCGUCGUGCUCAAAUCAUCAGCACUCUGCCGCCAAAGGCACCCCAGGAGUCCAAGAUGUGGCUUCCCGACCCCACCGAGGCUUUGCGUAGCAAUACUGAUGACGCUCCCUUUAUGGGUGACUUGCUCGGUAGGGAGGGCCGUGCGAGCAUGGACCCAACCCCUCACGCGGUUGGAAUGGAAGGGAGACCAGAUUACCUGGUGCAUACCAGACACCCGUCCGAAGCGAGCACGAUUCACCCGGCCCCCGAGCAACGCGAAAUCCGCCGACCGCAACGUCUGACCGAGGUUGAUAACCGCAAGUCUCGUCCAUUACCUGCUGACGGCUUUCCGCCGCAACUUCGUGCAAGCGCUUUCUUCGAUCUGCCUUCCGAAGCCCCCAAGAUUGAGGUUAAGGACGGGUCCGCGAUGGACACUCUUGAUAGUCUCCUCGACGCGUCCGCUGCGGCACCCGUCAGUGCCUUCACUGACCAUGUGUUUGCCGGGAAAUUGGGCGCAGAGGUGUAUGGGCCGGAGAAGAAGAAGAAGCCGAAGAGUAAGGCCGCGGCUGCCGCUGUCUCUGCACCAGAAGAGAAGGCGACAAAGCGCAGGACCCUCGUCAAGAGAAGCUCGAGCGGAAACCUACUUGAACCAAACGUCCCGGACAAACCAAGGCGCAAGACGCUUGUCAAGCGAAAUUCGAAUGCCAACCUCCUUGACCCCAAUUCGGAGAAGAAGCGGGCAAGCCGGUUUUCGUUGUUCGGUGCAAAGCGUGCGGACGACGAUUCCGAUGACGAGGGGGACAGCGAUAGAGAUGGGAGUGCCCGGCGCAGCGUGGAUGAGGACGCUCGGUCCGGAAGCGGGUCUCCGAAUCAGCUGACACCGGAUGACGAUGAAGAGACAGAGGAAGAAGCCGAGGAAGAAGAGCCCGUUUACCAGGGGCCGCCUACUACGCUGCUCGCCGAGCUGCAGCUGCGCAAGCAGCAAAACAAGAUGCGGACUCGUCCCCUCCAACAGGCAUAUCCCGACGGCAUGCGCAGCACCCUACUCGAGCUCGACGCCGUAGCCGAGGUAGAACGCAAGGCUAGACACGGCAAGCGGGUCACGCUUGCUUGGGAAGACCCGGCGGCGGUGCCGCGCCAGGAGGAGGAGGAAGACGAAGAGGUUCCGCUCGGCAUGCUCUACGCAGCCAAGGCCACCGGGGCCGGUAACCGGUCGACCAUGGACAUCAGCGCGCUGAUGAGCGAGGUGCACCGCCCGCUCGGUCUGAUGGAGCGCCGCGAGAUAGAGGAAAACGAGCCGCUCAGCCGCCGCCGCGACAGGCUGCAGGGCAAGGUGGUCGACCAGCUUCCAACCUCGCUGACUGUCUUGCAACAACGCAUGAGCCACAUGCCGCCUGCACCAGGAGUUGCGCCGGGCCUGGGACUGCGGUCCCAGUCUCGCCUCACGCUACCGCUUCACGCAGCCGUCGGCAGCUCCCGCGCUGGCUCCAUGCUUGGUUCCCGCCCCGGCUCCGCAGCAGGUAACAACAAUAAUAACCCCAACAACGCCGAAGACAGCGAUUCCGAAGUCGAAGGCGAGACCCUCGCGGCCCGCAAAGCCCGUCUGGCAGCGGAGAACCCGCUCCCUCCCCCGCGGCCGGUUAGCGGCGCCUUCUCGGCCGAACUGCUCCGGGAGUUCAAGCCGGACGACGACGAGGAGGCCAAGAACAAGACCGCCGCCAACAACCCCAUGCACGCUCGUAGCACCUCGCGCGAUACCAACGCAAGCGGCAAGGUCAGCGGCGCGGUUCCGGACGUGCCCGAGGAGGAAGAAACGCUUGGCCAGCGACGGCGCAGGCUGCAGCGCGAGCGUGAGGCGCGCGAGCGCGAGAUGGCGUUUAGCUCGCUGACCAGCCCUGGUCUAGGGAAUACCCUCGGCCCUGCUCCUGCGGUUGGUGGGAUGAAUGUCAGCGCGACGAUCCGGCCCGUCACUAGUGCAUCACGCGGGCCGGUGGGAAUGGCGGACGUCCUCAGCCAGCAGCGCUCAUCAACGAUGAUGGGCAUGACCAUGACCAUGGACCCGCGCGAGCAGGAGCGCUUGAGGCGGGAGGCCGAGGCCACGCGGUACCAGCGGGAUAUGGACAUGAAGAUGGCGGCCAUGAGGCAGCAGAUGCCGACUAGUCUUACCGCGCCUGCUGUGGGGCCCCGGACGGGCGGGUACAUGGGCGGGCGGUUUAAUGAUGGUGUUGGCGGCCCGGGAGGAGUUUCGUCUGGGUUGGGGUAUGGCAACCCUGCGAUGUUGGGGGCUGGGUUGAAUGCGGGUGUGAUGCCGCAACAGCAAAGGGCGAGUACUUUGCUGGGUGGUGGGUUGCAAGGUGGUAUGCCGAUUCCGAUGGGGAUGGAGAUGGGGACUUAUGGCGGGUCGACGCCGAACUUGGGGAUGUAUGGGAAUGGAGUUGGAGCGGCGGGAAUGGGUGUGAAUGCUGCUGGGUAUGGGAUGCCGGGGGGUGGUGGUGGUGGGCCGGGGCAUAUGGAUAUGGUGGAGCGGUGGAGGCAGGGGGUUAUGCCUUGACUUUGGGUCUGAUUGAUGAGGAGAGUGAGGCGCGUCCGAGCGAAUGGGUGGUGAGGGAAGUGUACCGGUUAUUGCGGAGCGGACGGGAUAGACUCAACAAGCUUAACUCACGGAGACAAGGCCCGGGUUUGGAUGGACAAGUAGGGUGGCUUGAAUAGCAUUUCUCUUACUUUACUUGGUAUUAGUAGUUGAGGCAUAGCAUAGCGUUUUGAGGGAGGGCUCUCUUUGUAUAAUAGACGUGUAGGACGUGAAC
This is a messenger RNA of Parathielavia appendiculata, 5185 nucleotides long. RefSeq lists its product as uncharacterized. The transcript has a single exon. Bases 436 to 4932 code for a protein of 1498 amino acids. Lineage: Eukaryota; Fungi; Ascomycota; Sordariomycetes; Sordariales; Chaetomiaceae. The record is from RefSeq and is a predicted model, not a curated record.